CUGUUUCUAGAACCAAAAAACAAGGAGAUAUAUAGAGAUCGAGAUCAGAGAGUACUUAGGUGAACGACUGAAAUGCAGCUACCCUACGCCGUACUUUGUGCUCGCCGAUAUUAAAUUUGACCGUCUCGUCUCCUACAUAGCUCAGGGGGGGGAGCUGCACCUGCACUCCCAGUUGUGACGCAGCUACAGUCGCCGAGAGCAAGACGAAAGGCAAGCACGCGCACCCACCCACACACGGGCGCGCGCACGUACAAAGCCCCUCGUCUCCGUGUCUUCUUCCUCCCCGCGCCUGCAACAAACCGGCCAGCCCAGCCAGCCGGUCGGCCGCUUCCGCCAUCACCUUUGCCAUUUUGCUGAUCUCGAUCUCUUCCUUCCUCAGCCACUAGCUGGCUUACUACCACUCCAAAGGGUGGAAGUGGAAGCUAGGGAGAGCUAGCUAGCUCGUUUUCUUAACUUCUAGCUAGCUGAUGAUGCCGGCCUGCGGCAUGGGGUCGUCGAGACGGCCGAGGAGAUGGAGCGGCGGAUCCAAACUCGCCGUCGCAUGCCUCGCGGCGGUUGCGGUGACCUCCCUGCAGCUGUGCUGCCUCUCCGGCUGCUUCAUCGCUGCGUGCGGCGGCGCCGGCAGGGACGACGACGACGUGCGCCGUUACUCCGAUCAUUUCGGGAGGCUGGAAGGAGCAGGAGCCCAUUCCGGCGACCUUCUGGAAGGUGGUGGUCACUACCACGUCGGGUUGGGGCGUCGGCUGCUGUCGGGAGGGCCAGGGUCGCACCCGCCGCGGUGCACGUCCAAGUGCGGCAGCUGCAGCCCGUGCUCCCCCGUGCACGUGUCCGUCCCCCCCGGCGUCCUCGUCACCACCGAGUACUACCCCGAGGCCUGGCGCUGCAAGUGCCGCAACCGCCUCUACAUGCCGUGACGACUCCACACCCCCCACCCCUCUACGUACGCCGUCUCGAUCCAACCGCACGAGACCACCGAGAUGGCGCCGUGACACAACAGGUAGGCGCACCGUCCGCCCGUCGUCUCUGCCGCUGCAUCAUCGCGUCCGGUGCGGCAUGCCUCUCUUUCUCUCUCUUUCUCUCGCCGUCUCGCGCGCGCGCGUGGGGGCAUGCGUGCAUGGGUGGUGCAGGUGGGGCGCGGGGCGCGUGACGGAUGGUGGCGCGGUGGACUGGCCUACCACGCGCGCGCGGUGGCACGGCGCAUGCACGGCGGCAGCUGGGGGGGCCGGGGCCUGGGCCAGCGUGAUCGUCUCUGAAAACUGUGGCAUUGCAGUGUGGCUUUUGGUUGGGCCUACCACGAGGCGAUGGCGCAGAGGAGAGAUGAGGAGGAAAGCUGCUGCCCCCAGGCGCCUCUUCAUGUGAUCCCUGCGCACAUCAUUCUUGGCUACCUAGUGAAAAACUGAAAAACACAGUACCACCACCGGCCGAGUCCCUUUGCCAUGUUAUACAUAUAUAUAUCUCCCCUUUUUUUUUUCACUCCUAGUUAUCUCCCGGUGCUUUCAGUUCUCGCAUCAUGCCUGCACGGGGCAUGCAACAGAUCGAUCAAGUGUACAUUUCUCAUUUGUAACAAGACUCAUCGUCGUCUAUCAUAUAGUCCGAUUGUAAUGUUUGAAUA
Oryza sativa Japonica Group (Japanese rice) is the source of this 1612-nucleotide messenger RNA. The record is from RefSeq and is a predicted model, not a curated record. Lineage: Eukaryota; Viridiplantae; Streptophyta; Magnoliopsida; Poales; Poaceae.